AAACUUGGCAGGCGCCCAAACCCACUGAGUGUUUAGAUAAUAUGUGGAGUUGAUUUGUCGCGUAAUAGUUGAGAGUUGAAACUUGCUGGGAACACAUUUGUUCUCAAAUGAAUCAGGUGGGGAUCAAUGCAGUCAAUGAGCCUUUGAAGCCACCAAAAGAUGGAGAUAUUCAGUUCAUAGGGGGAGAAAAAGAAAAAGCCCAAAAUGGUGCUAUGAAUGCUGGAGAGAAUAGCAAGUCUUUUGGUGAGCAAGUCAAACAUUACGAACGAAAAAUCCGAGCAUAUAACAAGUCCAAAGACAAAGCAAACGAGGGAGAAGCAUUGAGCAGCUUAGGAAUACUGUAUUACAAAGCGUCAAAGUUCUUCGACGCAAGAAGCUGUCAUGAAAAACACCUUAAUAUUGCAAAGUCACUACAAAACAAGCGCGCGGAAAAGAGAGCGUAUUGUAAUCUAGGUUGUACCUACCGACGCAUCGGCGACUUAGAUCGCGCCGUCGAAUGUUACGAAGAAGGGCUUCGACUUGUGAAGGAGCUUAACGAUAAACUAGGAGAAGCGAAACUUUUGAAUAAUCUGGGAAACAUUUUCGAGCAGAGAAAUGACUUUGAUCAAGCUGUGUAUUAUCACCAGAGGAGACUACAUGUUGCGAAAGAACUAAAAGACUUGGAUGGAGAAAGCAAAGCUUGCGCUAGCUUGGGGAACAUUUAUCAUCUUCUUGGAAACCUCAGAGAGAGCAUAAACUAUUAUGAAAAGUUAGUUGCAUGCCUUAAAUAUAAACUAGGUAAGUGAAGAAGGGAAGAUAAUAGAAUAUCUCAACCAUUUUUUGACUAUAUUUAAUAUGCAAAUUCUACCUUUGUCGAAUUCUGCUUUGUCGACAGGUAAGUAGCCGGAGGUCAUCAAUUUUUCAUAUCAUUUAUAGAGCAGAGAUAUUUAGAGCGUAUCAAACCCUCAUAAAAAUAACCUGUCUUUAGUUAGUACCAACGCACGAAAGGCCACAAUUGAAUGCAACAUAAUGUUCCGUGUUAAAGAAAAAGCCUUUGAAACACGGAACGAAAAGCAACGUGAAGGGCUGACUGAUAGAGUAAUACUUUAAGGACGUCACUCAUUUACAUUCAGACCUAUUUUGACGGUUUUUUCAAAGUGCCCGGCUUUCUGAAGUUUGUACUUUAAUUUUUGGGGUUUUCAUGUGUGAAAAGUUUUGGCAAACAUACAGCAGAGUUAAUUUUUAGCAAUGAAAAAGGAUGAAAAUUAACUUAUUCAUGUCUAAUUGCAACAACAGCAGUACAAGAGCGAAAAGCCAAGAGCGAGAGCGGCGCAGAGACUGGUUCUUCCCCAGGAAGCUCAUCAAGCAUUACUCAAGAAAAAUCCAAGAAAUCGCCAGCGAAAUGCGGGGACGAUCGCGACGAACGACUGAGUAACAGCAGUAGGGGAAGUGAAAAAAGCGUAAAGAGCAACGGCAGCAGCGGCCGUAAGGCAUCGUCAGUUCACUGGAAAGGAGAUAGUUCAGUUGAAUAAGAUAAGAGAUCAAAUAGGGGAAAUGUAGCCUUUGACAAAAUGUCGGUGUUAAAACACCAGACUAAAGAACUAUUGCAGGAAACGGCAGGUCAAUCAAAAGCGUCCAUUUGAAUAGUUACACUACAGGCACUGUAAGUUGUAAGGUGGGAGGUAAUUCUGGAAAGUCUUGGAUUCCGCUUGCUCGAU
Messenger RNA from Porites evermanni, 1697 nucleotides. The record is from the annotation of a GenBank genome assembly. NCBI's taxonomy places the organism in Eukaryota, Metazoa, Cnidaria, Anthozoa, Scleractinia, Poritidae.